Messenger RNA from Ruditapes philippinarum (Manila clam), 630 nucleotides. RefSeq lists its product as uncharacterized. Lineage: Eukaryota; Metazoa; Mollusca; Bivalvia; Venerida; Veneridae. The record is from RefSeq and is a predicted model, not a curated record. The transcript has 2 exons. Bases 23 to 469 code for a protein of 148 amino acids.
UCCCCGCAAAGCGGUAUAUUUGAUGACCCCGUCUAAAACGAAUGCUAUGUCAGCGUUUCUUAAGUUAUUUCAAGCUAGAAUGAGGGGUUUUGGAAUCGAGAUUGAAGAAAAGGAGCCAAGUGAUGCUAAGAACCUUGAUCCUAGUUUGUUGCUGAUAAUAGUUUGUAAUGUCAGAACGCGCAUUGAAUCUGACAUCAAGCGAUGCUAUGAUGACAACUUACAAGCCGCUCAAAACAGAACAAUUUUGAUAGCACUGCAUGUCAUUACAAAAGGAAAAGAGCCAAAGCUGUUAACGGAGCAGAAACUAGCAGCGGACAGUUUAUUUCAGGACAGUUCAUUGAUUAAGAUUAUCGACAUUGCUUUUAAUACUGAAGAUGAAAUGUAUGAAUGUACAAUGAACAACAUUGCAGAAAACUAUUUUCGUAAUCUUCAGGCAAAUUUAACACCAACCGAAAACGUAAUAGAAUGAACCUGUAAAAUAGAGAUUUUUUCUCUCUUUUUACCUGUUUUUCUUGUAUUUAAUUUUGUUCUGUACUUUCAUUAUAAUUAUUCUUAUAAUUCGUAAUAAUUGCAGAAAAUGGCAAAGAGGUUAAUCAGAUGGACGCGUUUUCUUUGUAGUCACUUCUGUGU